CAAGAGGAUGUGGAGGUCUUAUCCACUCUCUUUUUUCCCAAAGUACAACUUCCUUCUAUCAAUAGUGCAACAUGGAUUGGAUAACAUGGAAUCUUCCCUUCUUUUCUUGCAUGAAAACAUUUAAACCAUGAUAAAUACCUGCCCUUUCAUUACCCUUAUCUUCUCCUUUCCUUCUUCUUCUCUUCAUACAUUCAAAGAGUUUUUCAGUUGAUUUGGUGUUUGAGAAUGGAGGAUUGUUCUUCUAGUAAUUCUUCAAUGUCUAACUUCAUGGAGGAUUCAACAACAACAACAACUUCAUCAUCUUCUUAUUCUUCUUUGCAUUCUUUGUCUUGUGACAAGCCUGAAGAAGAAGAGGAAGGACAUCUCUUUCAUAUGUCCUCUCUAAUGGCUCUUCUUCCUCUCAAGAGAGGGUUAUCAAAGCAUUUCCAAGGGAAGUCCAAAUCAUUCACAAGUUUAGGCAAUGCAAGAAGCUUGGAGGACCUUGUAAAGCCAGAGAGGAAGAGGGCUUACAAGAAGAAGAAGAUCACAAAGAAGCCAUCAAGACAAAGAUCAAGUAGAGUCCUUUGAUUGAAAAUAUAGCUUCAUUUUAAUGUUCUUUUCUUCGGUUGAAAACUUGAAAUGACUGAAUGAAUAUAUGAUGUUGUGUGCUUUGAUGUGCUUCAA
Molecule: messenger RNA, 663 nt
Organism: Dioscorea cayenensis subsp. rotundata (Guinea yam)
Lineage: Eukaryota; Viridiplantae; Streptophyta; Magnoliopsida; Dioscoreales; Dioscoreaceae
Exons: 2
Coding region: 226-567 (113 amino acids)
Source: RefSeq, a predicted model, not a curated record